AAUAACCAGCCAAAAUGAUACCUGGAGGUUUAACUGAGGCCAAACGUGCCACUCCAGAAAUCCAGGAGAUUGCUAACAAGAUUAAACCACAGCUUGAAGAAAAAACAAAUGAGAAUUAUGAAGAAUUUGAAGCUGAAGAGUAUAAAACUCAAGUAGUUGCUGGAAUAAAUUACUACGUUAAGAUACGAGUAGGCGAAAAUCGUUAUAUUCACAUGAAAGUAUUCCAAAGUCUUCCUUAUCAAAAUCAGGAGUUGAAGCUUUCUGGUUACCAGACUGACAAAUGCAAGGAAGAUGAGCUGACCGGCUUUUAG
This is a messenger RNA of Nycticebus coucang (slow loris), 311 nucleotides long. Its product is annotated as cystatin-A-like. Lineage: Eukaryota; Metazoa; Chordata; Mammalia; Primates; Lorisidae. The transcript has a single exon. The coding region runs from base 15 to 311 and encodes 98 amino acids. Gene Ontology annotation, cellular component: cytosol. The record is from RefSeq and is a predicted model, not a curated record. Gene Ontology annotation, molecular function: cysteine-type endopeptidase inhibitor activity.